AUGAAAAUACUAAUUGUUAAUGCUUUUUCAGACACUAAUGAGGGUCGUCUCUAAUACCAAGAAUUUGUAGAGGCCUUUGAAUAAAAUAAAUAAACUCUGAUUGGAUAGCAAGAGUAUAUUUUGAGAGAUAAGAAUACUAUUGAUAGCUUCUUGUAUGAAAUCAACACAGAAUUCUCAAACAAGGAGGCCAUGAAAUUGUUUGAUCAUUUGGAUUUCGUGUUUAUUGAUGGUGAUAGCAACAGCAACUUACCUUGGACUAAGCACUGCAGAAAGUUCGCAUUAUUAUUCAAAAUGUGCAAAAGAACCAAUAAAAUACUGUUCUGUGGGGGAUUAGGACUAGCCUUAUUAAUCUAUUAUUGCGCAACAACCUUCCCCGAUAUAAAUAUCGUUAAUCCUAAAGGAGGUAGACUAGAACUUAUGAAUUAAAUGACUCCCGAGGAAGUUUCAAGGCUUAGAAGAACUGAUGCUUAUCUUGAUAGCUGUACUGGAGAUUACUAUGGUUUUAAUACAGAAUAAAAAAUAUGGAUACCUCUUGGAAAUACUGGCCUACAUCAUGUCUAAACUCUUGAAACAUAUGGCAGUAGUUCCUCUUAUUACGUUUAGAAAAUAAAGAAAUACAAAACUAAUGGUCCCCUGGGAGAUGCAAGGAUGGGAGAUCAUUUAUAUAAAUCGAAAUUAACUGAGUCAAAGUGUUGCAUUGAUAAGCACUAUAUGUCUCAUUGGGCUCUAUAAGGAGUUCCUGCUACAUUUAUGGUAAUAAAUAAAAAUCAAUGGGAUCCUCAUCCAAUCAAUAUAAGAGAUAUUGAGUAAGUUCGCAAAAACUAUACUAUUUUAGCUGAAAGUGAUAGAGGCCCUCAAAUUAUAGAACAUAGAAACACCUUAGCAGUUUAAUUUCAUAUCAUGAAAAGGUAUUCAGAAACUGUCAAAGUGCUAUAAAAUUUCAUCAAGUAUAAGAUUCUAGAAAUCUAAAAGGUUGAUAGGAUCCAUAUUACCUUAGAGGAAGCUGACUUAAAGUAAAGAAGAUUAAUGUUUAAGUUGUUUGAUGAAAAACCAAAUAAUCAAGCUAAUUCCUAAAUACCAAGUUAGCCUAGAGAAGAGGAAUAAGUUGCUUUUACAAAGGAGUUCAAAUUCUCUGGGAAUAAUUAUAGUCGAAGAAGAAAAUUUGUUGUAGUAGAUAAUAAUGCGAUAAACAAAGAGCAAAUAAGACCUUCAACUACAAGUACUUUUUCAUAAUCUAGGCUAAAUUCAAGAGGCCAUUUAAAAUCACAGUAGUUCAAUGAAAAUAUUGGGUUUGAGAUAAAUAAUGGUGCCUUCACUGAUAGAUAGAGCAAUAUGAAGGACUAGAUUGAUAGAUAUAGAUAAUAAUGA
Stylonychia lemnae is the source of this 1368-nucleotide messenger RNA. NCBI's taxonomy places the organism in Eukaryota, Ciliophora, Spirotrichea, Sporadotrichida, Oxytrichidae. The record is from the annotation of a GenBank genome assembly.